AUGGCAGAUCAAUCUAAUGAUGUUCCACAAACUACAUAUAAUGAUGAGUUCAAAAGUGAUUUUCAUGUUGGUGACCUUUCCUCGUCAGAUACAACGCUACCAUCACCUGCGCAAAGUUCAGAGGAUCUUUUUAGUAAUGAAGACGUCACUUCUGCUAGUCUUAAUGAGCAAACAGCAAUAGCAUCUGUGCGUGAUGAUCAUGUUGAUGGAGGAUCAUUUCCUGAGCAAAGCUCGGAAGCUGUACGCAAUCGCAAACCAGACAAUGAAGUGACUGUUACUACAACUCCUUCUGACGUGGAUAUAAGCAAUACGGAAGCAGUUGCUGAUACAUCAUCUGAACCCGAUCUGGAUGAUUCAGAGCAUCAUGCUGAAGAAACGAGUUUAUUAAUCUUUAGCGAAUCGAUUGCAGAAUCAAUAAUGGCUGUUAGAACUCAUCCACCAGCUAAUUUUCGUCUUGACUAUGAAUCUGAUGGUCGACGUCGAUAUUUUAGAGAUCCUAUGGUUAUUGAUCAACCAGUUUCAUUUCAGUUUGUUGAUUCAAAAACAAUUACAUUUACAACUCCACCAUGUCUCAUAGAAGCAAAUGAAAAUCAUAAAAUAGAAGUUCCUAUUGUUGUUCGUCAAAAUAAUCGAGAAACUACACGUGUUAGUUUUUAUUAUGAACCAUGUGAGUAA
Messenger RNA from Adineta steineri, 675 nucleotides. The record is from the annotation of a GenBank genome assembly. NCBI's taxonomy places the organism in Eukaryota, Metazoa, Rotifera, Eurotatoria, Adinetida, Adinetidae.